Molecule: messenger RNA, 1251 nt
Organism: Amaranthus tricolor (Joseph's coat)
Lineage: Eukaryota; Viridiplantae; Streptophyta; Magnoliopsida; Caryophyllales; Amaranthaceae
Product: protein RGF1 INDUCIBLE TRANSCRIPTION FACTOR 1-like
Exons: 3
Coding region: 525-1118 (197 amino acids)
Source: RefSeq, a predicted model, not a curated record
UGCCUUAGAAAUCCUAGCAGUGGUGCCAAACAAAUAGACGCAAAGAAAAGAUCCAAAAAGUAGCGUAAGCGCCAAACUCAAUUCCAACUCUCUUUCUCUCUCUCCCCUUUCUUCUCUCUCUUCACAAUCAAAUCAUCGAUCAUGAUUUAUCAUCAUCCACCAAACCCAAUCUCAGCCCUUGAUUUAAUCAUCAUCUUCUGUUAUAUCAAAUAGCUUGCUAGCCCUUUAAUUUGUUGUUGAAUUCUAAGUUGCAGUUUGUUUAAGUCUCUUUUUUUCCUCUCUUUCCUUCUUUUCCUCCCUGUAAAAUUCUUCAUCAUUAGGGAGAAUCCAAACACCUUUUCUCCAAAGAAUCCCAAAUACCUAAUAAUUAUUAAUACCCUUUCUUUUUCAUUCUUUAUAAUGCUGUAAAUUGAUCAUCACAUUCAAUGUACAAUCUCAUUUUACAUCAUAUGAUCUUCAAAAAAAUAAGAUAAUUACAAAAUAACCCAACUCAAAAAAAUAAUAAAUUUAAUUAUUCAUAAUCAAUGGUUGUUCCUCCAUGGUUAGAACCAUUGUUAGGUAGUGCAUUCUUUCACAUUUGUAGAAUCCAUGGAGAUGCUGCAAGAAGUGAGUGUAAUAUGUUUUGCUUAGACUGUCAUUCAGAUGCUUUUUGCUAUUAUUGCAGAUCUUCUAGACACAAAGAUCAUCAAGUUAUUCAGAUAAGGAGAUCAUCAUAUCAUGAUGUAGUGAGAGUAGGAGAUGUACAGAAAGUGUUGGAUAUAAGUGGAGUUCAAACAUAUGUGAUAAACAGUGCAAGAGUUAUGUUUUUGAAUCAAAGGCCGCAACCUAAAUCAGGAAAAGGUGUUGCUCAUUUGUGUGAGAUUUGUGGAAGAAGUCUUUUAGACCCUUUUCGCUUUUGCUCUUUGGGAUGCAAGCUUGUAGGAGUGAAAAGGAAUGGGAAUACAAGCUUUGAUAUAGAAGGGAGUAAGAGUGAAGAAGGGAUAUCAAUGACAAGAAGUAGCAGGAGAGAUAGAGAAGCAUUGCGUGAAGGCUCACAACAAGGCAUAUACCCGCCCACGCCUCCUUCAAGUUCAAGAAGAAGAAAGGGGAUUCCUCAUCGAGCGCCUUUCAAUUCUUAAUUCUUUUUAUUUAUUUAUUUAAUCUACUUUAUCCGAUUCGACCUGACCUGAUCUGAUCUAAUAUGAUUCGAUCAUUUAAAAAAAAUUAAUCAUUUUAAUUGAGUUUAAUUACCCUCAACUAAUUUUCAUUUUC